Molecule: messenger RNA, 788 nt
Organism: Pocillopora damicornis (cauliflower coral)
Lineage: Eukaryota; Metazoa; Cnidaria; Anthozoa; Scleractinia; Pocilloporidae
Molecular function (GO): oligosaccharide binding; extracellular matrix structural constituent
Source: RefSeq, a predicted model, not a curated record
CUUGGCCAUUUUGCUGCAAAUCCUGGGAAAUCUUGCAAGCAUAUUCUUGAAUCAAAUGACUCUAAAGGAGAUGGGGAAUACUGGAUCGAUCCCGAGGGCAAAGGAAACCCUUUGAAGGUCUACUGUGAUAUGAAAACUGACGGAGGAGGCUGGCUUCUUACAUCCAUCUUUGAGGUAGAUAGCUCGACCGCUCUUCCCGCUUGGACCGGCGAGCCAUCGUACCGCGGGAUCAGUCAAUUCACUAAUCACAAAAUGGGUAUCACAUUAAGUGCCAUGAGAGAGCUCAGAAGACACUUGUCUUUCACCCAGAUGAGAUUCCACUGCAGCAAACAACAGGGACGUACGUUCCACGUGACCACUGCCGCUAAUAGCUCUGGUGAAGCUGUAGUCCAGUAUUUCAGCGGUCAGACGAAUACCCUGCCAGACUCGUGUCUCUCUUUUGUUAGAAUGAAAGAUGACAACUCUUAUCUUUCCAGGUAUUGUGCCAGAUGGGGAAACAACGGACUUUCGCAAUUCGUAGGGAAGUGGGGGCAUAAAAAUAAAGCAGGCGAAACACGUUUGUACGAUCACACUGCAUUUGUUGCUAAUCAGUAUCACUGGAUGACAACCUCUGGAAAACGCUUGUGCGACGACAAGAACGGCGAUACCUUUAUAACUUUGUCAAAGGGAGAUUUUUGGAAGAUUUUUGUUCGUUAAACAGCUAGCGACUCGCAGAACUGACAGGGGAAACACACACUUAACAAACGAUUUAUAUUCACUAUAGUCUUAAAAAAGCGAAAUGUUUAAAC